Molecule: messenger RNA, 1206 nt
Organism: Microthlaspi erraticum
Lineage: Eukaryota; Viridiplantae; Streptophyta; Magnoliopsida; Brassicales; Brassicaceae
Source: the annotation of a GenBank genome assembly
AUGGGGGAUGAUAGCUGGAGGAGCAUCGUGGACAAAGAAAUUGCGAAUGAAGCUUCGUCAGAGAAGGAUGAUGGUUUUGAGGAUUUCCGUCAACUGGUAGCUACUUCUCGAAAGCAAGCCACGGAUACGUCAAUUGUCUCGUCCGGGUAUGGGGGUUUACUGUGUGGCAGAUUCAAGAACGUUCCAGAUACCGAUAGCCUCAACAGUGGCGUGAUUAUUGACAUGGGCCUCUCCGCUAAAGUUGGACUUCUUUGCUACAAUAUUCAGAAGGUUCUUCUUUCUUCUUCUUACCCUCUUUUAUUGCACACUUUCUCAUGUCGACUUAUAUAUCAUCAUCUCACAGACUACAAGUUUGUCUUUGUGAGAAAUGCAGAUACUGAUUAUAAUUCGGGCUACGAGACGGGUUUCACCAAGUCGUACAUCACAGUGGUGGGAGUGAAUCAAACCGACAAUUCUCCAAUCGCUUUUCAGACGUACGUUAAUCAUAACGAUCAAGUAGUUGGGAACAACAUGGACCAAUGGUGGGAGACGUGCAUUUGCAGGCUGGAAGGUAGCGAAGAGGCUGAUACUGAGUGGAACUAUGAAGCAAUAAGUGAUUAUUACAAAGGUGAAAUCCCCCAAUGGUUGUCUGAUGAGGAUAAGCAACGAUGCUAUGUGGUUAAAGGGUCAGAGCUGGAGGACAUGGACAAUAUGUGGCUGCAUCUCCUCACUGAGAUUGCGUUCUACACAAACUGGAAUGGAUCGCUUGGUCCGGAUUUUAUUGCGGAAUACCCACCAAUGUUGACGACUCAAGAGGUGGUUGUGGAAACUCGAGAAGAAGUUGAUGAGGCAGAGCCGCGUGAUAAGCUCAAAGCGCCCAAUGCAAUCUUCUACGUAAGCUUUCAGUGUAGUGAGGAUCCAGAGACAGAUUAUGCAAUCGCCAUCGGCGCAUUCGCCAGCGCCGAUAACCAAGCUGACAACGGCAAUAACCCUUCCGUCUUCCUCUACAACACUCUCAUCUCCUCCAUCGUCUCUAACCACCAAUCCACUCAAACCCAUCUCGCGUUUUCUCUCUACGCUCGGAUUUUAACCUCUAGAUCCGCCGCGAUCAGACCCAUCCAAUUCACCUACCCUUCUCUCUUCAAAGACUCUGGCUUUCAACCAUCGGUGGCAUCGCCAUGGAAGAGCUCUUCAUGCCCAUGUUUUGAAAUUCAUCGAACCAGUUAA